This is a messenger RNA of Misgurnus anguillicaudatus (oriental weatherfish), 2483 nucleotides long. It is a transcript of the gene nphp1, whose product is annotated as nephronophthisis 1. Gene Ontology annotation, cellular component: cilium; cytoplasm. NCBI's taxonomy places the organism in Eukaryota, Metazoa, Chordata, Actinopteri, Cypriniformes, Cobitidae. Gene Ontology annotation, molecular function: protein binding. Gene Ontology annotation, biological process: protein localization involved in establishment of planar polarity. The record is from RefSeq and is a predicted model, not a curated record.
GUCGUUUAAGUUUGUGAACAUACACAAGAGCGAAAUACGUUAAAACCAUUUGUCGACCAAACUUGCUUGGGCUCUCGCGCGCACAGUGAUGUCGUCACAUACUAGCGUCGUCGAAAAGUGGUAUCUUAGCAACCACGUUCGGCGUGUCUGUCAUGGCGCCGCUGCUUUUAUUUUUGAUAAAUCUGAGCAAGUGACUAGGAAAUAACAUAUUAAUACAAAAAAGUCUGCUGGCGUUUUGUGUUUAUGACGGAUACACGAACUACACGAUGCCCCCCAAAAGGAGAGGACCUCUUCAAACGGUCCAAAGAGAGACGGACGACAUAAAACGAAAGGUAGAUUCGUUGGUCCAACAGGCUGCUAAACCAAGCAUAACAGACAAGACAGAUACCUUAGAAAGGUGCAAAGAGUUACAGCGUGCAGUGGUGGAAAUAUUGAAAACCCUGAAGAAAUUAUCUAAAGCAGAUGAGCCGGCUCCAGUGGGGAACUUUGAGCAGUGUAAAAAGGAAGAGGAGAGACGUUUGUUGACACUACAGGAGCGUCUACUGUCUCUAGUUCUUCAGCUACAGCCUCUGGAUGAAGCAGCUGGAACUAGUUCAUCUCAGACAGAACAGGAGAGCGAGGAGGAAGAAAGUGAUGAAGAUGGCAGCUCAGAGGACGAGAGUGCUGAAGAAGACAUACAGGAUGAUUAUGUUGAUGAGAGUGAUGAUGAUGAUGAGGAUACAGAUGCUUUAGAACAAGAACCUGUUUCAUACGUUGCUCUUAGUGCAUUUACAGGAGAGGAGGAGGGAGAUCUCAGUGUUCAGAAAGGAGCAGUUUUGAAAAUUCUUUCUAAGAAUAAAGAUGGAUGGUGGUUGGCUCAAAAUUCAGCUGGACAGAAGGGGCUGGUACCUAAAACUUUUCUAAAGCUGGUGUCUCAGCAGGAAAGUGAGAGAGAGAAUGACGAUGAGGAUGAGGAAGAGAGUGAGGAAGAGCAUGAGGAGUCUGACAGAAAAUCCAGCAAAACAUCCAAUUGGGAUACAGUGCGGAAGGCUGUUACUGAGAUAGAUGCCACUGAUGUGCUGGCAGCGAUGGGUGCCAUCCCUCCAGGCUUCAGACCCUCCACUCUCUCCAAACUUCUGGAGGAAGGGAUAUCUUACAGGGCAAGUCACUUCAUUCAACCUAAGCUUAGCCAAUCACAGCUCUCCUUUAAAGACCUACAUCUAGACCCAGAUACAGGCAAGGUUCAUGGGCGCCCAUCUAAAGUGAGUUUAACCCUAAAUCUGUGGAGCUGUAGAAUGAUACCUACUCCUGGGGUUGGGUUACAGGUGCUCAGCAGGCAUGUUCGUCUGUGUGCAUUUAAUGGAAGCCAGGUUUUGAGUAACAUUCAUACAGUCAGAGCCACUUACAACUCAAAGAGCCCAAAGUCCUGGAGCUUCUCUCCAAGGAUGGUUGGAAUGCUUCCCUGUCUUCUGGAUGGAGACUGUUUCCUGCGUUGCGAUUCUGAAACUCCUGAUCUCGGGAUUCUGUUUGAAUUGGGUGUAACCUACAUAAGAAAUUCCACAGGCGAGAAAGGAGAUCUUAGCUGCGGAUGGGCCUUCCUAAAACUGUUUGAAGAAAGUGGAGCUCCCAUCGCUCUACGGACACAAGAGCUCAUUAUUCAUGGGGGGACACCAUUUGAGAAAGACACUGAUUUGGAUGCCACAUCUACUAAGAGAGGCACAUCCACUGGUGUACUUCAGCAGAUGUUGCUGUCCAGGAAGCAGCCCAAACUCCUUGUAAAACUCAAAUCGGUGAACACACGCAGAAGAGAACUUCUGAAUCUGUUGCCAGACACUAUGGUUGGAAGUUUGUCCUUACUGCACUUACUGGCAAUAUACAGGCAAAUACUGGCUGAUGCUCUUUUACUGGACCGGGUCACAAUGCAGAGUGCAGAUCUGAUCUGCAGUGCGGUUCUAGCUUCCUUCCCCAAUGUUCUAGAUCAGCCGGACUUAAUGGAUGCAUUUAGGAAAUCAUGGACCGAAUCAGUGAGUAACCUGAAACGAUCUGAAAAGAGGGACAUUAAUGUGCUAAAGCAGUUGUUUGUCAGCGUAUAUAUGGGAAGUGUCUAUCCAUUGUUGUAUUGUGUGGAGAUGCCCACUCCCUGCUGGGCUGAUGAAGAGGUGGAGUCUCAACGUGCCCGAUUCAUCUACAGCCCUUCCCGAAAAAUCUCUGUAGGAACUAUGCUGACAUCUGAAUGCUCACAACAAGCCUUUGACAUCACACAGGUCACGUAUGACCUCAUCAGCAACGCCCAGCACUGACACAGUGUCACCUUCAUCAUGUAAACACCUCAUUAGCAGUGUAUCAGUUUACCUGUACCUGAUCGACCGGAUCAGAAACUGGUGUGCAAUCUUACAAAUCAGUUUUAAAAUCUAAGACAGCACUUCUUUGUUAAAAGAUUAGAUUUGAAUGUUUCAUCAUUCGUAUUUGUAUAUUUACAGCACAAAUAAAUAGUUGAACUAUUA